Messenger RNA from Aspergillus terreus NIH2624, 1020 nucleotides. Its product is annotated as acyl-CoA thioesterase. The coding region runs from base 1 to 1020 and encodes 339 amino acids. The record is from RefSeq and is a predicted model, not a curated record. The transcript is spliced from 3 exons. Gene Ontology annotation, cellular component: peroxisomal matrix. Gene Ontology annotation, biological process: fatty acid catabolic process; acyl-CoA metabolic process. NCBI's taxonomy places the organism in Eukaryota, Fungi, Ascomycota, Eurotiomycetes, Eurotiales, Aspergillaceae. Gene Ontology annotation, molecular function: fatty acyl-CoA hydrolase activity.
AUGGACAGCUAUACCAUCCCCAUAGAAAAGGCUGUCGACCUGACAACAGUAUCUUCGCAAUUGGACACCUAUACCAACGCUCAACCACUAUGGAGCUUUGUGGGCGGUUAUGGAGUCUACGGCGGAUCGACUGUCGCCCACUGUCUUGUGGCCGCUCAAAAGACCAUCCCAAGCGACUGUGUCGCCCAUUCUCUCCACUGCAGCUUCAUAAGCCCCGCCAAUCCAAAACAACCGAUCCAAUAUCGGGUUGAGCGAACCCGCGAUGGGAAAAGCUUCCUCACAAGGACCGUCCACGCCACCCAGGAGGCCAAAGUGAUCUCAACAGCCAUCGUCAACUUCGUGCGGGCGGGAACAUAUAGUAAGAGCAGCGACAGUGACGAGGCAGGAAGGCUCGGACACGGGCGAAAAAUGCCCGAGGGGUUGACGCUACCCGAUCAAGCUGAGAUGGACGGGAAGGGGGUAGAUGGGCCGUUUGAGACGCGCUGGGGAGAAGUCCUGAACCAAAGGUCCCACGACCUGGUCAACACUCAGAUCCGAUACUGGAUGCGAGCUAAAGAACCCAUACAACAAACGGGUUCUCGGGUCCAACUUGCGGCGCUGUCAUACAUGUCCGACGCAUAUUUCAUUGGCGCUGCAGUACAGAUAUAUGACGCGCCCGGUCAGACUUUCGGGACCAAAAUGGCCAUGGCAGCUAGUUUGAAUCAUACGAUUUACUUCCACCACCCCGACGCGGUGCGGGCAGACGAGUGGAUGUGCUCCGAAAGAGAGAGCCCGUGGGCCGGGAACGAUCGUGCGCUGGUGAUUCAGAGGAUUUGGUCCUCUGAGGGGAUCUUGCUGGCCACAUGUGUCCAGGAGGUAUUCAUGACUUCUUCCUUCUCCUCCCCUCUCGGCUGCCAAAGUUUGCUUGUGCUGUUCACGCCUGAAAGUCUGACCAGUUUAUGCCCAGGGAGUCCUACGUGUCCAGACGCCCUCCGAAAAAGUGAAAUUGUGAGAAUUUCCUUCCGACCGAGCGGUAGAUGA